This is a messenger RNA of Trichosporon asahii var. asahii CBS 2479, 6681 nucleotides long. RefSeq names its product mitotic spindle assembly -related protein. The coding region runs from base 1 to 6681 and encodes 2226 amino acids. Gene Ontology annotation, biological process: microtubule polymerization; establishment or maintenance of microtubule cytoskeleton polarity; mitotic spindle organization. Gene Ontology annotation, molecular function: microtubule plus end polymerase activity; microtubule plus-end binding. Lineage: Eukaryota; Fungi; Basidiomycota; Tremellomycetes; Trichosporonales; Trichosporonaceae. Gene Ontology annotation, cellular component: spindle pole body; spindle pole; kinetochore. The record is from RefSeq and is a predicted model, not a curated record. The transcript has 10 exons.
AUGGACGGCGAACCACCUCAGGAGGAGGACUUCUCGACCAUCCCCCUCGUCGAGCGAAGCACGCACAAGAACUGGAAGGCUCGACUGUCGGCGUACAACGAUGUGAUCUCUCAGUCCGCCAAGACGGCGUCGGACACUGACCCGUUCUUUCGGCCAUACCUCAACGACCCAGGACUCCUGAAAAAGUGGUGUCUGGACUCGAAUGCCGUGGCCCAGGAGAAGGGUAUCGAGGCUGUCUUGGCUAUUGUGACGAAUAGCGGUGAGACGAGCGCCAAGUUGCGGCCAGAGAUCGUCCCCGCCAUCGUCGAGAAGGCCCUUGGAAACUCGCGAGCCGGCACGAAGAAGAAGGGAACGGAGCUCUGCGCUAUAUCUAACUCCAGAUCUUUCGGCGUCCAAGCUCUGGGAAAUGUCAAACCGCUUCUCAAGGCCCUCCCCAAGGUGUUCGCUCACUCUGACAAGAAUGUGCGAGCAGAGGGCACCGGACUAGCGACAGCUCUCUAUACGUAUCUCGGACCCGCUCUCAUGCCCGCUCUGGCCGACAUCAAGCCUGUGCAGAUGACCGACCUGCAGAAGUCAUUCGAGACAUUAGACGGAAGCGGAAAGGGCGCAGGUUCUGGAAAGCCCCAGCGAUGGACGCGGAAGGCGCAGCGGGAUCGGGAAGAGGCAGUGGGCGGGGACGACGACGGUGGAGAUGCUGGCGGUGAAGAGGAGCCAGCCGUUAUCGACCCGAUGUCGCUUCUCGACCCCGUCAACGUCCUCGACCUGUUCCCCGGCAAUCUGAUGGAGCUCAUCGCCUCCUCAAAGUGGAAAGAGCGUCUCGAAGGUUUCGAGGAGUGCAACAAAGUGCUUGCGCAGCCGCAGAACGGCCGCAUCUCCGAUUCCAACAUUGGUGCAUACGGGCCGCUCGUACAAACAAUAGGAACCAAGAUUCAGAAGGACGCCAACGUUAAUGUUGUGAUGGAAGCGGCCAAGCUUUUGGAGGGUCUGGCUCGAGGUCUCGGCAAAUCCUUCGGGCAGUUCCGCAGCUCUGUCAUGACCGGAUGCCUGGAGCGACUGAAGGAGCGUAAGGCCAACGUUGUUGAAGCGAUUGGCAAGGCUCUCGAUGCCGUGUUCUUGACUUCGAAGAACCCGCAGGUCAAAGCAGGCACUCUGGGCUUCCUUCACCGAAGUCUGAAAGUGACUACGGAGGCUCCAGGAAAGGACCACAUUAAGCCCAUGGCGGAGGCGCUCGUCGGUCUCCUUACUGACUCUGCGGAGCCGGUCCGUUCAGCCGCUGCGGAGUGUCUGGGUACGAUGAUGAAGAUUCUGGGAGAGCGCGCGUUCAACCCCUACGUCGAGAACAUUCCGGAGAUCCAGAUGACCAAGAUCAAGGAGGCGUUUGCGACCGCCGAAAUCAAGUAUCGACCAGGAGGGGCUAAGAAAGCCGCGCCUGCCGCUCGCGCACCUGCUGCUAAGCCCGUUGCAAAGGCGCCUGCCGUUGUCAAGAAGCCUCCAGCCGCCAAACCACCAUCACCGACGAAACCCGCCAACGAUGAUGAACUCUUACAGGACUUUGCGGCCCCGCCUAAGAAAGCGAUGCCCGCACGAUUCGCAAACCGAUUAGGCAAGAAGCCGACACCAGCCGCGUCUGAAGAGUCUUCACCGGCGCCCGAGUCGCCCAAGAAGGUGAAGCCGGUUGAGGACCAGUUGCUCGAUGAGUUCCCCGACCCCCCAAAACGCGCUAUGCCCGCCAAGUUCGCCAGCCGCUUCGGCAAGAAGCCCGCUGCUGCUGCUUCGGACGACGCCCGGUCAAGCGCUACUCCAUCACCGACAAAGGCUCCCGCAGCUCGAGCACCUGCGGCCAAGCCGGCUCCGAAGGCCGCGCCUGCUGCCGGUCCAUCGAAGCCUGCACCGGCUGGCAAGCCUGGAGCGGCGAAAGCUCUGACGAGCUCACCAUCGGAACCCGUCAAGUACCGGUAUUCUUCAGACGACGCUAUGGCCAAGGCUGAGGAGCUCAUUCCAGCCUCCUACCACACCAAGCUCGCCGACAGCGCGUGGAAGGUCCGAUUGGAGGGCGCCGAUGAGAUGGUGACCUGGGUCAGCGAGGGUGGCGGUGAGGAGGUCGAGAGCGAAAUCAUGAUGCGGUUCCUCAGCAAGAUUCCGGGGUGGGGAGAGAAGAACUUCCAAGUAUCCGGCAAGAUCUUCCAGGUCAUUCAGCUCAUGGCGGAGAAGAGUGCGAGUUUCGGGAAGCCCGCGGCUUCGCUAGUGAUUGGACCGUUGACGGACAAGCUAGGCGACCUGAAGCUGAAGAAGCCCGCUGGAGAGGCACUCAUCGCUAUUGCUGAGAAGACGUCACUGGCCUUCCUCCUUGCUCAAUGUGAGUCGCGUCCUGAAAAGGCGCCCAAGGCCCAGGCCGAUGCUCUCGCGUGGAUUAAGCAGCAGGUUAUCGACUUUGGUGCUGCAGGAAUCCCGCUCCGCGAGCUGAUCGCAUUCAUCAAGAAUGCUCUCGGAAGCCCCAACGCUCUGGUGCGAUCAAACGCGACGGCCCUCUUGGUGCAGGUGAAGAUCUUCGUUGGCGCAGACAUCUCCGGUUUCAUCGAAGACCUGAACCCGACACUUCUUGCCACCAUCAACAAGGAGUUCGAUAAGGUCGACGGACAGACGCCGCCGGAGCCAACGCGCCAGCAGGCCGACCUCAAGGAGGUUGCGGGCGGCAAGGGCAAGGGCGGCAAGGGCGGUGCUGCGGACGCCCUCGAUGAUCUCAUCCCUCGAGUGGAACUUGACAAGCUCGUCAACCAGACCACCGUCCUGAAGGACUUCAAGAGUGACGCCUGGAAGACGCGCAAGGAGGCCUUUGAGUCCCUCAACGCUCUCCUUGACGUCAAGUCUAACCAGAGGCUGAAACCAACGAUGGGCGAGAUCGCGACUGUGCUGAAGAAGGCAAUGGCGGAUACAAACCUCUCGGUCAAGAUGCUUGCGCUUGGUAUCAUCACCAAGAUCGCGACCGGAAUGGGACAACCCAUCGAGAAGUACUGCCGUGUUCUAGUACCGGCGGUUGCGAGCGUGUGCGCCGACCAGAAGGCGACUACCCGAACAGCUGCUAUCAACACGCUGUCGGCCAUCGCUGAUGCCAUCGGCUCCCUGGACCCAAUGUAUUCCGGAAUCGGCGCGUCGCUCGAGAGCGUCAACCCUGCCCUGCGCUCGAGCGUGCUUGGCUGGGUUGCUAGCCGACUUGCAGACGACCCGCCAGGACCUUCGGCUGACCUCUCGCCCCUUGCUGGUCCUGUAGUCACAUGUCUCGAGGAUCGCAACGGUGAUGUGCGCAAGGCCGCGAGCGCGAUGCUGCCGUUCGUUGUCGGCAAUGUCGGCUACGACGCCUGCAUUGACAAGACGACCAACCUCAAGCCCGCUUCCAAGGCUACCAUUGUUCCCAUGAUCCAGGCCGCGGCCGCGAAUGCCCCAUCAUCGUCGUCUGCUGCCGCCCCUCCGCCAACGCCUGCCAAGGCUGCUCCCGCGGCGGUGGCUACGCCGGCCAGGAGCUUAAAGGCUCCUACGGCCAAGGUCACUGCUGCCACGCCGCGCGCCUCUGUACCGAGGCCUUCCGGUAUCGCGCCACCUGGCCGUUCUCUUGCAAUGAAGGCACUCGGAUCAGCAUCCAGCCACCGACCGCCAUCGGCAACUGGAGAGCGGCCACUGGGUAUCCCGAAGUCUCGCAUGAUGGCUCCCCGUCCGACAUCCUCUGCCUCGUCUCGACCAGCUGUCGCUUCACCGACUGGACGGACAUUGCCGUUUGUGACCAGCUCCCCUGACGCCAAGGCGAACCGGUUGAAGCGCGAUGCCGCUCGCUGGAUGCUGGAGGCUGGAGCUCGCAGCGACACGCUCGAGUACCUUGCACACCAGAUGGAGCCGCACACCUCCGCUGACAUCUUCACGCUGCUAUUCAGCAAGGACCACCGUGCAGAGGAGGAUUUCAUGACUGGACUUGCUGUCAUUGCCGAGUUCUAUGACCCCGAAACUGCCGGCGAGUUCGGCCUGCCGGACAGCGAGCUCGACGCCAUCCAGCUGGCUAACAAUGACCUCGCACUGAAAUACGCCGCCAUUCGACUCAUGACCAACCACACGCAAGUGAACAACCGGUCACUGGAAGUCAUUUCUAAUGUUCUCGAUUACCUCACUCGUUCAGGGGAGCGCCUGACAGAGGUCGAGGUGCGCCUCUUCGUCCCCGCCUUGGUUAUGAAGCUCGGCGACCCGAAGUUUGUGCCAAAGCUCACGCCGAUCUUUGAUGGUCUGGACAAGAUCAUCCCUGCGUCCCAGGUGGUUCAGCUCCUGGUUCAGUACGGUCUCGAGGAGAAAGGCGCCGGCAAGACGCAGAAGAAUGAGAGUCUCGCGCUCAUCGAGAAGGCCUUCAAGCGACGAGGAUCGGUGCUUCGCAAGGACGAACGCGGCUUCUACGAGGCCAUCGCCAAAUGCAUCGCCGACCCUGGAACGCGACCAAAUGCACUCAACCUCAUGGCCCUUCUUCAAUUACAGGGCGAGUCUCGCAACCUGCAGGCCGUUGUUGCGGGCAUGCCGACAUCUGCGAAGGACAUGCUCGCCAACCGCCGCAAUGCUCUGUCCGCGUCGAAGGGUGCUAGUGGUAUCCCUCGUCCUGGUGAGGCUCCGGCCUCCCCCCGCCCAGGGUCUCGAGCCAGCUCCAACGCCUCCUACGGCACGCCGGCGUCGUCUGCUCGUAUCUCCCGCGAACUGUCUUCAUCCACGUCAGCCCGCCCUCAGCCGAGAGGAAUCCCGACGCCGGCGGCUUCGAGGUUGCCGACGACCACGCCCGCCCGUGGCCAGCCGCGCGGCAUUCCAGCUCCCUCGGGCAUCCCCGGUUCCAUCAAGCGACCGGCUGCGCGCUCGUUGGCUAAUGACUUCAACGGAGCUGCAGCUCCCUCUCGCGCCAUGCAGCCUCUUGGCCGCGCUGCUGCUCCACCGCCGGAGCCCGAGCUUAGCGAGGCUGCCAUGCUCAUCGACGCCAUCUACACGGAGGAUGUCGAGGAGGCGGCUGAGGCGCUCAAGGCGACCGCCGCUGUUCUCGAUGAGGACGAGGAGAUCUUCAUCCCGGAGGCCCGCAAUCUCAUCAACGGCCUCUGCUUCCAGCUGAACAACUUGCCGAAGGACCCUGCAGCGCUUCUCGAGCCUCGCAGCCUGCGAAGGAUGAAGCAUUUGAUGCGCACGAUCCAUAUCACCUUCAGCAAGGCUCGUCUGGUGAAGAAGGUCAAGCUUGAGGGUCUCGAAACGAUGUUCGCGGGCAUCAGGCAGCAGUACGCCUCAAUCGAGGUCUGGAGCGAAGCCCGCGGUGACGACAAUCAGAGCGCGAACGACCUGCGCGACUACAUGAGCAUGGUGCUCAGCAGCAUGAUCUCCACGCCGAGUCGCGAGGCGGUAUACACGAUUCUCUUUGAGGGUCUCGUCGAGCUCUGCAAGGACAUGACGCCCAACCCCGACCCCAAGAUGGGAUCCGAGAUUGGUGUCAUCCUGCAGUGCACGUACAAGCGUGUCCGUUCGAUCGACGCCGACUUGCGAAACGAGCGCAUCCGCGCCGGAACGCUGCUGGCGAUCAUUGAGAGCCUGCUGCAGGUCAUUCCGCCCGUGCAGUGGCGCAGGCGCCCCAAGUAUGGCCUGCCGCACGGCGACCUUCCCCUGCGUGUAAUUAAAACCCUGCUCCAGCGUGUGAUUGUUUACACCAAGGAGAUUGGAGUCGGCAUCUACGACUUGCUGCAAGAGCAGUUCGGUGCCGAGGCUGACAUGACGACUGUGUACAGCUACAUCUUCCGCAUCUAUGAUGCAGCCGCUGCGAAUGCCGCCGCGCAGAAUGCGGCUCAAGCACCCAUGCAGCCCCCGGCGGCGCCCGCCCCUGUUGUCGCUCCGACGCCAGUGGCUGCCCCCGCGCCGAUUGCUGAGCCGGUGCCCUCGCGGGCCGACCAGUUCUCCCGACAGGAGAGUGAGGACCGCGUCGAGGCUCUCGAACGCAACGACCACGUCGAGCGCAUGGAGCGCAUGGCCGAGCGGAUGGACCGACCGCCGUCGCUGUCUCACUCGCGCCGCCGUUCGGGCAUUGACCGGCCGCUGAGCAUCGCGAGCUCGGCAGCGUCCCGCAUGUCCAUGGGACCGGACGGCAUGCCGAAGUCUCCCCCUCCUGCGCGCGACGUACCCGAGGCCGAGCGUCUCGUGCGGCGCCUGACGGACACGCGCGACAACGAGCAGCGCCUGAACGAGCUGCACGCCUUCAUGAAGCUGUCGCCUGAAAACGAGGCCGAGGUCCGGGCCGCGAUCGCGUCGACGUUGAACCCCGCCGCACAGACGUUUGUGUGGCGUGCGCUGGAUCGCCGUAACGCGGUAGACCAGCCGGUGCAGCCUCUGUCGCCGCCUUCGCGCUCGCCCGUGCGCGAGCUCGCCUCUCCGCCCCUGUCCGCCACGACGUCGCGGCAAUCGCUCUCGGGCUCAAUCAGCUCGCGCCCCUCCUCGAUGGCGCCUGAUGAGCAGAUGGAGAAGCUCAAGGCCGUGUUCGCGCGCGGGUCCCGCGUCUCGCUCGGUGGCGCGCGCACGAGCUCCAGCCCCAACAUGAACAGGCCCCUCAGCGAGAUCGACUCCCAGCAGGUCAGUCCCGAGCGCUCCCUCCACUCCUCGGCCGACAGGCCCAAGAGCGAGAUCUCGGGCUAG